This is a messenger RNA of Racocetra persica, 352 nucleotides long. NCBI's taxonomy places the organism in Eukaryota, Fungi, Glomeromycota, Glomeromycetes, Diversisporales, Gigasporaceae. The record is from the annotation of a GenBank genome assembly.
GAAUUCACGGUCAACAGAAGAACUGCCACAUAGAGCACCACUACGAUCGGUAAUUUCACCAAUUUUCAUGCCAGGUAAUAAAGUUCUUGUUGUAAGAUCUAUAGUUCCUUCUCCGCAAUCAACGAUUAAGAAUGAUGCUAAUAUGGAAAGAAAUUUGCAACUUGUAGCUUGGGGCCUCAGUGCCUUGGCCCAAGGACCUCCCCCCAAAAAAAAGGUAGCUAAACCGCGGCCUAAACCGGUAGAAUUAUUCAUGAUACACCUCGCCGAUAUAAAGGAGGAAGACAAACCACCCCUUCCACCAAGCUUAGAUGCAAAAAGGGCCAUUACCGAUUAUUUACAUGAAAUGAAUAAA